AUGGCGCCCCCUCCUGAGCUUCCCAAGAAGAUCGAGACCAUCACUCCUCCUUGGUGUGAGGGUGCCGAAGCGGCCAAUGCCGAAGCCCUUGGGCCAGCCCCUACCCCUUUUGCCCUCACUGUCCCUCACUCUACCCGUCGUGCCACUCAUCUUUACGAGGAACUUCGCCAUGUCGAUGAGCUCGACAACCGUCAUCUCAAGACCCGCGUCGAUGCUCUCAGCGAGGAGAUCCUCCACUGGCAGGAGACUGACUCCGAGACCAUCCACGGUCUUUCCAAGGUCAUCGUGAUCAAGUACGGCGAGACUGCUAUCCGAGUCAUCCGCCGCGUCUGGGACCUUCACCUGGUCUACAACCGGGCUCCCAAGAUCCCCGGCGAUGACGCCGGUCCUUUCGACCAGAGCAGCUGGCUUGCCACCAUUCGCGACACCGACGCCGAGGAUUACAAGGUUAGGUCCCACGGCCUGCAGAACAAUGAUAGUAUCUACGUCACCGACGUCCUCGUCCAGGAGCACUGCGACCGCGUUGAGCGCGCUGCCAAGGAGAAGGAAGUCCUCACUGCCAUGUUUGAGGAGCUCACCCAGGAGAACCUCAUCGAACUCCCUGGAUUCAAGGCUACCGCUCUUGGAGUAGCACCCCUUUUGGCCCUGCGCCAGUGCGGCGAGACCGUCGAGGAAUUCUACAAGAUCUCCGAUGAGAAGGAAGACAUUCUCGAGAACAACGACGAAAGCGACAUGCGCUACUACCAGUCUUUCCAGCUUUGGCACAUUGCCGCCCGGGCCGCCAUGGGCUGGGAGCCUCGCCGCGUUGGAACUGUCCAGGACGUUCUCAACAUGUACUGCUACGACAUUCUCCGCCGUCGCCGAUUCGAGAAGCGCAAGCGCAACUCCGAGCUUCGACACCAGCUCGAGGCCAUCCUUGGUGACACUCGUGGCGACCAGGUCGGAUUCGGCAGCGAGGAUGACGCAGAGGAGGACAACCAGGAAGAGGAGAACAUCGAGGAAGAGGACUCCGAUGGCCCUGGCGAGCCUACUGACACUGAAUCUGGCUCUUCCGAUGAGGAAGAAGAGGACAGCUCGGAUGACGACCGUCCCAUCUUCGGUCACUAUAUCGACUAA
Molecule: messenger RNA, 1116 nt
Organism: Fusarium graminearum PH-1
Lineage: Eukaryota; Fungi; Ascomycota; Sordariomycetes; Hypocreales; Nectriaceae
Exons: 2
Coding region: 1-1116 (371 amino acids)
Source: RefSeq, a predicted model, not a curated record